UGCAGAAAUUUAUGAUUCUGAUUCUGAUUAUGUUCUUCUUGUACAUUUCUUCAGUGAAUUCCGAUCCUUUUCCUGCUGUUCCUGCAUUGUACGUUUUUGGUGACUCUUUGUUUGACAAUGGAAAUAAUAAUCUUUUACCAACUCUAGCCAAGGCUGAUUUUUCGCCCUAUGGCAUGAAUUUUGACGGAGGCGCCACCGGAAGAUUUACCGAUGGAAAAACUAUUCCUGAUUUCAUUGCUGAGUUUCUUGGACUGCCAUUUUCACCACCAUAUUUGAGUAUGAGAUCAUCACCAAAGUUGACAGGGUUGAAUUUUGCGUCUGCAUCAUGUGGCAUUCUUCCUGAGACUGGAAAUUACUUGGGUAAAUGCUUGAAUUUUGCUGAGCAGAUUGACUCAUUCAACAAUACAAUUAAACCAGAAUUGCCCAAGCACUACAAAACCUCGUCCGAGGUUUCAGAUUAUUUGUCAAAAUCAUUGUUUGUGAUUGCUAUCGGCAGCAAUGACUACAUCAACAACUAUCUUGAUCCAGGAUUAUAUGACACAAGUAAACAUUAUGAUCCUCUAUCUUUCGCUAGACUUCUGAUCGGGAACCUAUCCCUACAAUUUCAGAGACUAUACAAAUUAGGAGCAAGAAAAGUUAUAAUGUUUGAAAUUGGACACAUUGGGUGCAUCCCGUCAGUUACAAGGCAAUUUAGUCACAGUGGACAAUGCGUCGAGGAUGUUAACCAGCUUGCAGUAAUCUUUAACGAUGAGCUAGCCACCAUGCUUAAGAAUUUGACAUCAACCUUGAAAGACUCAGAAUUUAUACUUGGUCAGGGUCAUAUGCUUAGCUAUGAUGCUAUCAUAAAUCCAUCCAAUUAUGGUUUAGAAGACUCGAGUAAUCCAUGCUGUAUUACAUGGGCUAAUGGGACAUCAGCCUGCAUUCCAGGGCUGGCGCCGUGCAAGGACCCCGAAAAACACUAUUUCUGGGAUGGCUAUCAUUUGACUGAAGCUGUAUAUAAGGUCAUUGGCACUCGGUGCAUCAAUGGUACUGUUUGUGUACCUAAAAACAUAAAAGACCUUGUACAGAUUUGAAUAUGUUACAUGGAAGUGUCAUACUUCGUAGCUUCAUACUCGAAUUAAGGAAGAAAAAUGGCAUAGGAAAAUAUUUUGCGGUACUAGUGUCACAUUGUCAUUGGGUCACGUGUAAAGAGGUUUGAGGCUGCAAGUAGCAGCAGAAGGACCGGGAGGACAAAAAGGAAAUUUAUAUUGAUACAUAGGGGAAAAAAAAGAAUUCUUUAACAACAUAUUGGGCAGCCUAGCUCCUUCCGGCCCUAGAGAAGGAUGAUCUUAUACUAGCACAUCAAUUGACAAGUUAAGAGUUUCGCACCUCUCAAUUCUGAGCAGCGAAUGAAUAUUAGUUUAGGUGAGGAAUAUGAAUCGACAUUGGUAUUUGAUAUAUUAGCUUAUAAACACAAGGAUUACAAUGGUCCAUUCAUUUUUUACAUUGAUAUAGAAGAGUUUUUAGAAAAAUGCUAUUUGUACA
This is a messenger RNA of Olea europaea var. sylvestris, 1524 nucleotides long. Its product is annotated as GDSL esterase/lipase At5g08460-like. Gene Ontology annotation, molecular function: hydrolase activity, acting on ester bonds. NCBI's taxonomy places the organism in Eukaryota, Viridiplantae, Streptophyta, Magnoliopsida, Lamiales, Oleaceae. The coding region runs from base 12 to 1073 and encodes 353 amino acids. The record is from RefSeq and is a predicted model, not a curated record. The transcript is spliced from 5 exons.